Messenger RNA from Rotaria sordida, 1171 nucleotides. The record is from the annotation of a GenBank genome assembly. Lineage: Eukaryota; Metazoa; Rotifera; Eurotatoria; Philodinida; Philodinidae.
UGGUAGCCCUUGGGGACCUAUGGGUACCCCUAUAGGAUAGCCCUUGGAGACCUAUGGGUACGCCUGCAGGGUAGCCGUGCGGAACCUAUGGGUAUGCGUAUAGGAUAACCCUUGGGGGCCUAUGAGUACCCUAUAGGGUAGCCCUUGGGGCCCUAUGGGUACCCCUAUAGGAUAGCCCUGGAGGAUCUACUGGUCCCCUAUAUAGUAGCCCUGGAGUCCUAUAGUACCUUUAUAGGGGAGUCCUUGAGGACCUGUGGGUACCCCUACAAAUAGCUCGGUUCGUUCAAAUGAGCUGUUCGAACAGUUCAGCUCAUGUGAACUGAGCUGUUUCAAAAGUUCGGUUCGCUCAAAUGAGCUGUUCGAACAGUUCAGCUCAUUUGAAAGGAACUGUUCGAAGACGGUUCAGUCCGCUCAGAAGAACUGUUGAAGCAGUUCUUUCGCUCGUUUGAACGGAGUUCGUGAGCUGAGCUUGUGUACCCCUAAUCACUAUGAGAAGUGUACUACGUUUCAUGUGAUUCAUUGACACAUUUCGCUGUUUCUGCACAUUAAGAUCGUUAGAGAGAAACAGAUCAUUUUUUUUCUAUUCAUGACGACUAUGACAAGUACAGAACGGAAAAAUCACAUGUAGUAACGGAAAAGCUGCCGGAUAGCGAUCCGUUAUAGACUGGAUGCAAUUUUUCUCGUCCAUAAUUGGUUCUAGUUACAAUUCAAAAAUUUUUAUUAUUUUUGGUGAUGCUUGUAUCACUGUAAUAGAAAUAAGUAGAAACGUGAAAUUCUAGUAUAGAGUAGAUCUAGACAUCUAGUAUAAAUACUGAAAAUAUCAGUCUGUUCGAAUGCAGAAACAUGUAAGAAAAAGAAUAUUUGAUGAGGGGAUCAGAACUUACGUGACACCCAUUAUUAUUUCAAAGUAAAAAAUUUCUUUGAUCCAUAUAUAAAACAAAAUGCACCAAAACAUUUACAACAUGUAUGGUUUUCUUCUCCGGGUUUUGCAUUUUAUGGUGUUCAACGUGAAUUACUUGUUGGUUCUUAUUCAUCUCUAAUUGCAUCACUUGGUAUUGCUUUAUUUGUACUUUUUCUUACAUCAGGCAAUUUAUUUAUUGCAGUUUAUGCUUUAAUUACAAUUACUUUUGUUAUUGCUGUUAGUGUUGCAGUAUUUGCUGCAUUAAAAUGA